AUGACCGUAGCAAGGCGAGAUGUCCGAGAGAAUGUCCAGCAGCAAAAGAAGCGGAUCUCCGACAACCCUGCUCUUCAACCCUCGAGCCUGGAGAAGCUCAUUAACGGCAUCUGGGACUCGUUGUUUUCCGGCGUUCGCAUGGACCCUACCGAGAUCAUCGCACAAUGGCAGACCAUCGAGUCGAGUAGGCAGCCCCGAUUGUUGACCGAUGCAAACCACGAACUCGCCCCUCGAAGCGCACAAGACGCAUUCGGCCGGAUGAGCGUGCUUGCGCGCAAAAUCAGCCAAACCACCAAAGCAUGCCGGUCUCUAGAAGUCAUUGUGCAAGCACAUUGGAUCACCUGCUUCGACGAUCGAGUGGCGGAGCUCGCGCAAACCAUCACCCGCGAAAAGGCCAGGAAGGCCGCCAUCUGCGAGGCAUGUUCCGACUUCAAUUGGACAGAGAAGGAAUUGCGCAACAAGAUGGCCAUCUGGAGGGGCUACCAUGAGAUCAAGCAAGCAGCCGGCUGGUCGGCCUUGGUGUUUGCAGGCAUGGGUCUGUAUCGCUUCUGCAAGUAUCGAGUCUCCUUCACCGAGGACACUUUUCAGACUCUCCGGCGCCUGCAGCACCGUUUCGAAGUCGCAGCCGACACCCUUCACCCGCGCUGGCGAACACUCCUCGGCAUCGUCGAUGCUCCGACAACACCAAAGUACACCGGCCAUCUGCACGACUGGGUGGUGAACGGCCCCGACAAUGAGGCCAUCCCCCUCCCAAAGACCUAUCACAAAUGGGACAAGAACUUCUCCUAUACCCAUCUUCCCGACUCCGUCAUUGACGAGGAAGCCUGGGGCGACUACGAUCCCCGAUCGGUCGUGAGCGGUAACGCGGAGAAUGAGUUCACGUGUCAAUCGUGCGGCGAAAAGCAAUCCUCCACGCCCACGGACAACGCAUGCAAUUGUUACGCCAACCUCUACGGCAGUCCCAAGUCGAGCCUGGCGCCCGUCCAAAUCUUCCGAACGGCAAAUGGCAAGAACAACGGGCUCAUCGCCUGCGGCGCAUUCGAGAAAGGCUGGGCCGUGGGCGAGUUUGUGGGCGAGCUCACCACCGGCAUCAGAGGCCUCGAUGUAAUGAUUGACCGGACGGAGCGCGCGAGCUAUCAGAUCUGGCAGGGCAGGAAGGGCAACCAUACGCGCUUCAUCAACCAUUCCUGCGAGCCCAACACUCACUAUGAGCGGUUUGUGUGGCUGGGCAAGCAGCGCAGCGUGCUGGUGUCGGACGGCAUCGCGGCCGGGGACGAGAUUACCGUGGAUUACGGCAAUACAUAUUGGGACGAUUUGGAUAAGGAAUGUCUCUGUGGGAGGCCGACUUGCAGAUAUCGAAGACGACAGGUUACGCAGCUUGUGACGCCGCCGAAUGGCGAGAGCGAGUAG
Molecule: messenger RNA, 1410 nt
Organism: Neohortaea acidophila
Lineage: Eukaryota; Fungi; Ascomycota; Dothideomycetes; Mycosphaerellales; Teratosphaeriaceae
Exons: 1
Coding region: 1-1410 (469 amino acids)
Molecular function (GO): protein binding
Source: RefSeq, a predicted model, not a curated record